CGAACUUUCCUGUCCUGAAUGAAGCUCCGUAUCCUCUCGGGCCGUCGUACCAGUGGCCGGUGGUAUCGUUGAACGUUGUGGUGCGCGCGCGCUACGAGACAAGGGGACCGUGUGCUGGUGGAGUUCCGUUCGCUUCAGUGUCGAGGACGAGGGGCAAAUUCCGGGUCGCUGCAGUUCGUCGAAGUGACGCGUGCACGCGAACAGCUCAGUCACAUCGCGGCCACCCGUAACACUUGGCAAGGAAGGACCGCAGGUGGCGGACGUGUACGAUCCUUUCUCUGUGGAACACGUGGUCGAGCGCGGCGAGUCUUCGUGCGACACACGAGGCAGCGCUAGUCUGUCCUCGAAAUUUGAGGUUAGGUGUCCAUGUGGCACGGUCGAUCGACGCUCCUCUAAGAACGUCCUUGAGAGAAGGACGUCGAUUCCUAUCGCUGUAGAAGUUGCUACGGGCGCGGACAUACGCGGAGUGGGGUGUAAACGGGGGCGAGAGAGGUGUUCACCAACUACAGCUAGGGCUAAAGUGAAUCUCGGUUGGGCGGUGGAAGGUUUACGUUCACGAGCUCGCAAGCGAGUAUACCGGAGGAGAAAAGAUCGUCGGAGGGUCACGAAGCAGAGGGGAUCCUCGAGUUCUUUCGAUAGUGCAACGUUGCUCGUGGAAAACACUGUCACGUGGAUUUGCUCUCGAGACGUAAUUAAUCGGUGGAGUUUCGCCUUUUAUACGUGAGAGCCGUCUAUUCGGUGGAGAAUCGUUGUGAUCGCGAGAAUACGUAUCGUUGUGUUCGUGUCUCGAUCCCAACGUCGAUCAGUGCGUCGAACCGAGGGUAAAGAUAAAUGACGGGUGAUGAAUGGAUGAAUCCAAGCGAAACAACGGUAUAAUCAACCGGUAUAUUUAUAGAUAACGAGCUGGCUGGAUCGACUCGCUAAUUAGCGGUCGAUCCGUAGUAAGGAUUUCGUGGAAGAAAAGGUGUUGGCGUUUAUCGAGAAGAUAAAAUGCAGUCGCGUUCCAUGUGGAUGGAAUCGUUUUCCGUCGAAUGAGAGAAGUCUUGUGUGUUUUCAGUGAUAGAGAAAGGCCGAGUUACGACAGUUUCUCAGUGAAGUGUUAAACGCAAGCAGCGUCAGAGUUGUGAUCCAGUGAAAACGUUGUUCUGGUGUACAUCCAACAGGUUCCAAGAUGAGCCCAUUGAAACACGUUCGAGAAUCGAGGCUGUCCUUCUGAUUCGUCGUGGCGUACAUCAUUUUGGAUUAUGCUCUGUUGUUCAGCUUUAAACGUCGUGGAUUCCCGCCCUAUGUCGCUAGGGCGAGCACGUGAAUCAACCCUCAUAACGAAAAUCGAUCGGCUCGCUCGCGUACGAAACGUGGCCUGAUCGAUCCUACAGAUUUUCCGAGUACGACAUAUUACGUCAACGCUAUAGAAAGAGUACUAAUUCUAUUGUUAAAUAUAAACGAAGAAAGUUAUAUAAUACGAAACCGAAACAAUAAAAUCAAAUGUUGUCUUUCAACUUGAAGCAGUUAAUCGUCAUUGUUAAAGUUAACAGCUACAGGAUUGAGAGUUAUUGGAAAUUGUAACGAAAACUGCCCAGCAGAAAUCAAAAGCUUUCGAGAAACUGAUAAUAAAACGAAAGAAUCAAAGGAAAAGUAUUCAAUUUUUUAAUAUUUCGAGGAAUUUACACUGAUUAAUCGUGCCCUUUCGAAUUGCUAUUUAAAUCGUAUAUCUAAACGACGAAUUACACGUGGCAAGCGCAAUAUUUUAUGAAAAAUUCGAGUGGAAGUCAAACGAUGACAGCCAAAAAGCUUUCUGAAUGACAUUUUUUGGAGUAACAUUUUCACGACGAACGAAAAUAACUGAGAGAUACGAGCGAGCUGUUACGCGCUGACACGUUUCAGCGUAACUGCUAUUUACGGACAAGGAAAAGUAAAAAGGCAAACAGUUUUCCUUCGUAAUAUCCGUUCUGUCGUCCGAUGAUAAGGAAACCAUGAAGUAAAAAAGAAAAAAAGGAAUAGUAACGAAUAAUUGAUAAAGAUUUGCGAAACGAAACGGGGAUCGCGUCAAAGGGACGCAAUAAAAGAGAUUACAUUUGCAAUUGCGCAUUCUCAUUUGCUCGUGGAAAAAUGAGAAAUGCGGGGGCGGUACUCAGAGACUUUCUGUCUGGACAAACGUUCCAAAUUUUCACGUAAUAUUAUUCGGUGCGUCUGCGAUUUAUUAACGAAGCUCCGGCGGGAAAACGGAUGCAAACGAUCUGAAUAAAUAAAAGAAUAGUGUGACGAACUCGUCCGUUAAUUUUCGGAUAAUCGAAAGAACGAAAAAAAAAAAAAUUCGCUGGCAAAUUACUCGACGAACGAAGAGUCAAAUAUUCGAAUUGAAAAACUGCAACUAAUUCGCUUCACAUUUAAAAACAAAAAUUAGCACGUAAAGAAAACAAAUUAUAGAAAAAAAAAUUGCGAAAAAUUUUGUUGCAUUCUCUUCACGAUUUAUAUCACCGAGAAGACAACGUAAAAAGAGGAAACUCAAUAAGGAUCACGGAACAGCGAUCGGGCGUAGAGCAAACAACAUCAAUAUCGACGUUUACAUGCCUCGAGUCGACCUAGCGGAAUAUACGAGGCGUAAAAACGCGAUCCGUGACGAUUGCGUUCAAGCGAAAAUCUAGAUUUCCAACAGAGAGUUGCACGGUAAGUCGUCACGGUGUGCGGAUUGGGGCGAAUUCUCGGCUACAUCGGCGGACGACCGUCGGUGGGGGCCGCCAACAUGUCGCAGUCUGGUUCAGGAGGGGUGAACGAUAGCCAGGAACAAAACCAGGUUGGACAAACGAUGGAGAAUCAACAGACGGCGUGUCAAAACGGCCGAGCUGAGCCGCUUGCCGACAAUGCGAAACAAGAUUUGUCCAACGGCUUUGAAAAUCGUACCAUAGAAUAUGACAGAUUCUCUCAAGAUAGGGUUCAACAGAACCAGUCAACCGGCCAAACUCAAGAACAACAACAACAACAGCAACAGCAAACUCAGCAGACAGGUCAAUAUCUGACUGGAAGGAAGCAACCCGUGGUCGGUGUUCCCGAGGAUAGACACCCCCCUAGUGGACAACUUCCACCCCAACAAUACAGCCAGGAAAAGUCCGCUCUCGAGAGAACGCAACAUGUCUCUCAAACUAGCACACAAACCCUACCGGUUCAAGCGCAGCCUCAAUUCAUGCCUGAUUACGAUCAAACUCAGUACACGCAGAUCCGAAGUCAGUUCGAGGUGAGACCUCAACAGAUGUAUCCUCAACAGGCUCAAUACGCUGAAAGAGCUGGUUACGUGACGAGGGAUGUAACAUAUAGAGAUCCUGCGUUGUAUCAAGGAGGUGCAGCGAAUCCGAUGUUCACUGGACAAGGCCAAUACGUAACUGUUCAACACGGAUCGCAAAUGCCUCCUCAAUCCGCCAGUCCUCAGCCACCGUACUUUUCAGGCGUUGUCGUACCUCAACCGGCUAGUUACGCUCAAUUCGGCGGGCAACCCCAGUAUUCCUAUAGUCAGUACCCUCAAACAGUAAUGAACGCGGUACCGUAUAAUCCUCAUACUGGAAUGUAUCCCGCUCAACAAUUCGGACAACAAUCGCCGAAUCCGCAAAGAUUCUCUCAGGAACUGGGACAAUAUCAGACACAGCCAAUCAUUCAACCGAUUGCCCAAAAUGUGACUCAUGGUCUCGCAAUGGCGACUACAGAGAGACCCAGUCGUGGACCCAAACCUAUGGUUCCGCCACGAGGUAAUUCGAAGAUUACUCACGAUACAGGUCACAGAAAGUCGGCGAGUGUCGAUGUUCCAGGUAUGCAGAAACCUAAAUACGAUCCUAAUCAAAAUCCUCCGCAAGAACAGAUUCACCGAAGCGACGGGGCGAUAAUCGUGCAAGGCGCACAGAUCGUAACCGAUACUCAGGAUAGAAGAUACUUGACAGCCAUUAAUCAAAAUCCUAGGACGAGACAGGAUGGUUUGUACGUCGAUACGAAUGGAGAUCCACCUGGUCGAGAAAAAAUGUGCGAAACCGUGGUAACCGAUUGUGGUCUAUAUGUGACCAGACCUGAACACAGGAAAUCUAUUUCCGUGGACGUUACAUCGAGUUUCCAGCGUCGUAACGAUACGAUUACGUUCACGUUCCCUGGUGACACGAAUCAGGAAAUAUUGAUGCCAGCGAGGAAGACCGGAACUAUGGUGGAUCCGAAACGAGUCGAAACCAAUCAAGUGUAUCCGCCUGAUCAAAGGCGAUUGGAUACGAGCUUAAGAGUAUCGCCGAUGGCUUUUGAUACGAGACAAGAAAAUAGGAAGAGCAUAGGAGCUGAUAGAAAGCCCGAAUGGGGUAACGUGAGCCCUAAUCAAAGAGUAGCGAUACCGCAAGAAAACAGACGAUCCGAUUACUUCGACGAGCAUAGGAGGUCACCGAUGACCAUAGAAGGCAAAAGAAUGGAAGACGUUAGAAGGUCUCCUAUGCCUUUCAUGCCGAUUCGCGAAGGAUCCGCGGAUCGCGCAGGACAGAAAAGUCCGUCGUUUGUAAAUCAAAAUUUCGAGAAGACUAGACAAGAGCUAACGAUAUGGGCUGAACAACGACAACGACAGGAACACGAAAGAAACAUGAUGCAGAAUCAAAUGCUCUCCACCAGUCCACGUUCUCGUAAUCAGUCCGAGGAAAGGAGAGAUCCGAGACAGAUACAUCAACCAGAUGAUCGCAAGGAAGCUAGAAUGACUCAAUCGGCCUUUCAACCUAUACCCAACAUCAGUCAGAGAACUAUAAUGGAACAACGUCGACAUUUGCGACACGUUAGUGCUGACCUAACGAAGCACAUGGAACUCUCGAGAAAGGAGUUCGACGAGCAGCCCAUUAGCGGAUCCGUAGCGAACCUUGGACCACCUGCUAGUACGGCUCCCUCUCAAAGAGCCAGUCCUAAUAUAUGCCAUCAGUAUCCAGCCCUUAGCGAAGCAAAGUUAGAUACCAAGACUGUCCUAACUGUGGUAACAGACUUCGGUGAAACAAGUUUAGGUAAACCGAUCGAUCAAGUGGAUCAUAUAAUCCAUAGCCAUCGUAAAAGCCACAAUAUCUCGACCAGCUUACUAACUCAUAGCAAGAGCCAGAGCGAUAAUCUUCAAAGUCAACUAGACACACAGAACGAAAAAUCCGACGCUUUAACGUCCCAGCAGCAACAACUGCAAAAUCAACAGAAUCUUGAUUUAAUAUCCGAGAAACUCAGCCAAUUUGAGCGUCAACAGAGCGAUCUACAAGCGAAGCUUCAGUGUCUUCAGAAUCAAAAUCAAAUCCUCGACAAAGUGGCGCAAUUUCAACACCAACAAAGUGAUUUACAAGCCCGUCUGCAAAGUUUGCAAGCACAGAACCAGCUGUGCGAUAAAUUACAAAGAUCGACCGAUUUUCAGCCACACUCGAUCGGGAACGAGAUCCACCAGAUCCAAUCGAACUCUCUGCCCAACCACCAAGAACAACCGACCGAUAAGAUUUGCACGUCGCAAAGCCAGAGUACGCCGCACAGUCAUCAUCAAACGUUAUUGACCGCUUCCUACACACAGAACUCUAAUCAUCAAUCCUGCCAAUCGUCUGUCUGCGAGAAAUUAUCACCUAGGCUUCAACACGACACCAGCGACCCGAAUUCUAUUCAGAUACCGAACAUGUCGCAGAUGCCACUGCCGUGUCUGCCACAAUUCGAUCGCGCCGAUACGUCGCGUACUUCGUUCUCACAGUUCCAUCGACUUCAGUGUCAAAUCGACGGUCACGAGGGAGCUUCAGCACCGUCCAGCACUGCUUCCGUGGCUUCGUUCACCGGAACUUUGAAAAAGGUACCUCCCGAGAAACCACCGAGAACGUCGCUAAUCGUUCAGUCACCAGAGUCAGAGAGCAACAGAAGCCAACCAGCCAUCGGACUAAAGCAGACGCCGAAGGCGCGGCCAACCAUUUUCGGCACGGUGGCCUCGGAUCUGACCCCAAAGGAUGGCAACAGUCGAAGGACUUGCAAAAGAUUUCAAAUCUUUAAAGCUCGCCUGAGCUUGCCACAAACACCAGCUGGCGGUGUGGGUGGAAAAGGAAGCGGAAGUGCUGGCGCCGGUUCUGGUAUGGUCAAUGGUUCUGGUGCCGAUCAUCAAGAUAUUCGUGACGGUGCUGCUAUAAAUACAGAACACGCUCUGGUCUAUCGAGACGGGAACCUGGUGUCAGGCUCACUGGAAGCCUUGGUACAGCAUAUGGUACCCACCGAAGAAUAUUACCCCGAUCGGGCGUACCUCUUCGCCUUUUUGCUGAGCGCCAGACUCUUCAUCAAGCCACACGAGCUCCUGGGCGAAGUCUGCGCCCUCUGCGAGCAUCAGCAAAACCUGACUGGAGAUAGUGGCAAGGAACGUCUGCAACGUUUCGUGCCACGACUGGUGCAGCUGCUAGCCGAAUGGACAGAAACAUUCCCGUACGAUUUCCGGGACGAGAGGGUGAUGGGCCACGUCAGGUCCAUCACGCAGAAGGUCGCUGCGGUCGACGCUGCGGCCAGGCAGGAAGUUUCGGCAUUGCUGCAAAACUUGCUGCUUAGACUGACGGCCCUGGAGAGGUACGAGGAGGGUUUGGCUAGACUGGCGACCGAGGCAACGACAGAGCAACUUUCACAGGUGGACAUCACCGAGCUGUGCCCAUCGGCCACGGUCCUGGCACAGCAAUUGACCCACGUGGAACUCGAGAGGCUCUCGUAUAUCGGCCCAGAAGAAUUCGUCCAAGCCUUUGCCAAGGAAUCUCCUCACUUGGAAACAUCCUUUAAGGACAUGAAGAAAACACGCAAUCUGGAAUCGUACGUCCAAUGGUUUAAUAGACUGAGCUAUUUCGUCGCGACUGAAGUAUGCAAGCAUGCAAAAAAGAAGCAGCGCGUUCGUGUGGUUGAAUAUUGGAUCGAAACCGCCCGUGAAUGCUUCAACAUCGGCAAUUUCAAUUCCCUAAUGGCGAUCAUCGCUGGCUUGAACAUGUCACCCAUAUCUCGCCUGAAGAAAACGUGGUCAAAGGUGCAGCUGGCGAAAUUCUCGAUUCUUGAGCAUCAAAUGGAUCCGAGCAGCAACUUUAGCAGCUAUCGCAGCACCCUGAAAGCAGCGAUGUGGCGUAGCGCCGGCGCUACGGACGAACGACAGAGGAUCGUCGUACCCUUCUUUAGUUUGCUGGUCAAGGAUCUCUAUUUCCUGAAUGAGGGAUGCAGCAACAAAUUACCAAAUGGACACAUUAAUUUCGAAAAGUUCUGGCAACUGGCGAAACAGGUGACAGAAUUCAUUGCCUGGAAACAAGUUGCUUGUCCAUUCGAGAAGAAUCCGCGUGUCAUUGCUUUCCUUCAGGCGAGCCCGGUGCUGACUGAAAAUGCUUUAGCUCUGGCGUCUUUCGAGUGUGAACCACCAGACAACAAUCCAGAGAAAGAACGUUACAAAGCAUUGAAGUCUGAACUGAACGCUCAGUGAAAAAGAGCAAUCAUGCAACGCGUCGAAUGGGAGCGAUACUGAGAUAGACGCACUCUUCUAAACUUCGUUCCAAACAAUUAAUCAGCCACGAAUUUCUCUUACGAAAAGGGAAAACGAGCUUAAGCAAGUAACAUCCAGCGAGGAAACAGCGAAAAAGAGAGAAGAACAUCGAAGUCGUGAACAAGAGACACCCGUACGAUGACGAAACGUAAGAAAAAGAAGAAAAUUCAAAUUGCAGCGAUUUGCUCGCGAACGACAAACGAGAAGAAGAAAAACAAUGAUUCAUCGUAGUGAUCUCGCGUCAUUUAAGGACACCGUUUAGGUGUACUAAAACGAUCAGUGCAAUCGUCUCGACACUUUCUAUAAAAUGCUCUCAACUUCGAAUUCCAUUUCUCUUAACCACCAAUUUAUCAAAUACUGUAUUACACCUUUUCAGUCGUAUAUUACGUAAAACAAUAUUAUACGUAUAUUAAUACGACUUAAAUUUUAUCGAAAUGAAAUCUUAUCAGACCUUAUCUUCGAAUUGAAUUUAGAAGAUCGAAAUAAAUAUUCGAUCGUGUUCCAUUCACAGUGUAUUAUACAUAAAGUAAUGUACAUCGAAGCAAAGAGCGCUCUUCAAAGAAAGAGACAUGAUAGGUAAAAGCUGGUCGAAGAAGCGACUCUAAGGUUCCAAAGUUCGAGUAUAGGAAACAGAGAUCGAUUGCACCGAUUGAAAUCGUCUAUCGAUCAAGCGUACUUCAGUAUACACUGAAAACGAAGCUGAUCUGUUAGUACGAACAUGAAAAAAAAAAAAUUCAUUGAACAGUAUCGCGUAGCAGUAAGUAUAGUUCCUAAGCCCAAGGCCAAACGAAGAAUCGUUCCUCGAUCGCGAAAAUUUCACAAUUGUGGCACAGCCUCGUGAACAUUCGUUUUCGAGGAAUCGUUUCGUACAUUUUGGCCGACCCUUUUUGUACAUAGUCCUUUUGAUAUACGCUAACAAAACUCCUAGGUGUGGAACAGAGGAUAAUGGAAAAAUAAUAAAAAAGAAGAAAAUAGGUUCGUUCCUGUAGAGUAAGCUCGAACGUUGUCGUUUUUAAGGUUCUAGGUUACACGUUAGUAACAGACGACGGUCGUCGUGCACGUACUUAACGAACAAGAAAGACGAAGAGAGGAAAGGGAAAGAUAGAGAGGAGAAACGUUUGACAAGAUCAGUAAGAGAGGACACGACCCGGUAGUAACGCGCGCGGCUUUAUGCCGUUUGCAGCUUUUCAAAAAGCGUUUCCAUUGUCCCAAUGUUGACGAUGUCGUUUGGGUUUUUUCGAGUGUUCACGCGGUGACGAGCGCGAGAUUACAAUUUCUCUUUUUUUUUUUAAUACGUUCGUCUGCACUUUUUUCGCGAAUAAAAAAAUCCUCGUGUAAGAGUAAAUCUUUUUUGGUCUCGGUGAACCGUUUCAUUCGCGUCUAUCUAAUGGAGAUACGUUGUUUGGAAUUUUUAUUUUACAUACAUAUGUAUAUUACCGCUGAGAAGUAUCCAGAUACCUGGUUAUUUUUAACAGAAUAUAUUUUAAUUAGAAAAUUACGGAUAAAUCAAUCGGCGAUGAUUUUAUUCUUUAUAAUUGUUAUAGCUACGUACAAUAUGCUGCGUAUUAGCGUAAUGCUGUAAGUCAAGAUUUUAACAAUCGCGUGUUUUAGCUUUUAAAUGUAUUAGUUUCAUAAUUAAUUGAGUUCCAGUUUUAUUCUCUACCACGAUAUACUUUCAUAAUUUAAUGAAAUACAAUCAAGCUUUUAUAAACUAACAGUGAACUGACUUACAUCAUUAUGAUCCUUGCUAAUUGAUUUUUCCAAAUCGUUAAAAUAUAUUACUGCCAUGUUUUUUAAUAGAUAAUUUAGAUUUAUACUUCGGUGAUUUCAUAAAGGGUAACAAGUGUUGCUUCUAGUUACUAAUACAAUAAUUCAUCAUUAAUUUGUAUAAUUUGAUUAAAUUCAUGCACUUCAUUACCAUAAAUCGAUCAAAGUAUCUGGAUAUUUAUGCACGGUGAUGUAAAUAUUAAAUCGAAGCAAUUUUGGAAUAUCGUUAAAAGCUUAACGAUAAAAGUUUCAUUUGGCUUGCGGUAAUUUUAGCGGCGACGUUAACGCGUACGUCGUUUGAUAGAUUGAUUUUUAGCUCGCUGUGUAUGCUGUAAGUGAUACAUUAUAAAAAGUUAAUCGAAAGUUCAGCGUAUCGAGAAAAUUUCACUCGAGAACUCACUUUUAUUUGUAUAUGAAAAUCAAAAGAGAAAAAUGUGGUAAUUCUAUUUCUGCCAUUUCUCCGUUAGAUAUUAGUAGUGAAAGUUAAAGUUUAACAACACGGAACGUUUUUCCAUGAUGUUAAAAAAGCUAAGUUUCCUCUUUCUAUAAAACAUUUUUUUCAUGACAAAAGAACCGGAAACCCGUAAGAAUUAUCUCAAGGAAUACUUUGCUAAGUGAAAUAAGCUUUUUAAAAAUAUAAUUUCGAAGCUACUCUUCGAACUUGAACGGCUAUUAAAAACGAGAAAUAUGACUUAUCACGUUUUUCACCUAUGGUGUCCAUAUAUCUUCGUGUGCUUCUACAAGAAUCGAAAAGUUCUUGUCUCUCUACUGAAUAUCAGUUGAGAAAGAGGGGAAAACAUUUGAAACGCGCGCGUCACCGUUAAAAUCUAACUUCGUAUUUUUGAACAAGUUUCUCUUCCUGAACAAGUUUAAACAGAGUAUGAUCGAUCUGUCCGAAAUCGAACCCAGUAAUAAGGCGACGACUUAUUCUUUCCCUUUUAUUUGUUCUCCGAAUGAACUCGCGAUACAAAAGGAAGAAACGCAGAGAUAAAUGGACGAACUGAGGGCGAAGGUGUUUUGAGAAAAAUAUAGGGACCAAGAGUUCGUUUUUUCAAGAAGGUAACCGAGAAAUCGUGAAUCGUAAUCCAACGAUCGCGAUCUAAAUGGAGGAAACGCAAAGGCAGACUGUCGAAUUUUCCGCUCGCUAACUCAUAGCUUCGCGUACUGAGAGAAACACCUUUGCAGUCAUUAGGCAUUUAAGGCUAAUCUAGACGAUCUCUGUCUAGUUAUAAUUACGAGCUGCGUACAACGUAUCAAAUAAUUUGUUAUUUUUUAUUUAAAAUAUCUGCAAGAUAUAUGAUGUAUCUAAUUAUUCAAUUGAUUAAUUAUUUUCAUCGUAUGUAAAAAACUGUUUCGCAGUUUAAAAACUAUGGAAAUACGCAUUCACACGCGAUAAAAUGUAUUUGUACAUUGUUCUAUUUUAAUUUAAUUAUUUAUACGAACGUAUUGUACGUUUCCUUUGCACUCCCUGCACGGCGAGUUCUUUAAGACAAGUUGAGCUUGUGUUUGGAUAAACGAACUAUUUCGUAGGAGUUUUAAAUAACGUAUUCAGUAAAUGUGUACAAAUCUUUUGUUAUACGUUUGUAGUAUUAUUUUCGUGAGUUUGUUGUAUAGAUAUUGGGUGAAAAGUAUUUAAACGAAUCAGAGGCAGCUCUUCUUGCCUUCAGCUUUUAGAUUGUAGUCUAGUGUAUCUCUCUUUUACUGUUCCUGUGUUAUUUAUGCGAUCGUAUCAUGGAUGUAGAAGGAAAAUUCUGUAAGUUCUAAAAUUGAGGUUUUCGGGAAAAUGCUUUCCUAUCUUCCACAAGAAAUAUAAAAAUUUCUGUUCUAUUAUUUUUCAUUCUGGAAGAAUGAGAAGAUUACAUUGAAUUACAGAUUCUUGUAUAAUUUGAAACUAUGACAUUCUCUUUCAAACAUACGAUUAUCCAUCGUUAUAUUACAUUUUAUACAAUUUUUCAAUUUCGUACAAUCUUGUAUAUCCUACAAUUUCAAAAUGAAUAACUUCAAUUAAAAAUAAACUUGACAGAUUUUUCUUAGAUAGCCACGAUGUUAUACAAUAUGUAAUAUUUUAUUAUCGCAGAAUAUUUUUCUAUACUUAUCUAACGCACGAUGUUUAUCCGUUUAUUUAUAAAGAAGUAUCUUUAACGCUCUGUUUCGCGUCACAGUAAACAGUAAACGUUUCUCGUAGGUGUUAGCACCUUCGAUAAAUGUAUCUCGCUCGCCGUCGUUCUCUCAGUACGAGAAUCAGAAAAAGAGAAACAAACGUGUAUCAUAUGCAACAGAGUAGCGUCGUAUGUACGAGGACGAACCAGAGUCUACGCGAAGAUCGCGUAAUAAAGAAAGUAUAAUUCAUUGAUCGAGCCACCAAAAUCGGGGACAUAUUACACGCCAGACUCCUUUCUUUCGAAAUCGUUUGAUAAAAAUCAUCAUGGAUGUAUAUUCCGAGGAAUUCAAACGAUAUUACAACAUUCGUUCUAGCGUAAGUUUUUAGUAACAUUUGGAUAAUUUAAUUUUGACGAAAAUUAAUGUACGUGUUGCGACGAAAGUGUUAGAAAAGUGUUGGAGUUAUAAACAUUUAAAGAUAUUUAAAUGGUACUAGAACAUUGUCUCGAUUCUACAUUUUCAUUAACAUUUGGAUAAUUUAAUUUUGAUGAAAAUUAUCGUACGUGUUAAUGAAGGUGUUAAAAUGUUAAAAAAUGACAAAAUCGAUGGUGGAUGUAAUGAAAAGAUUCUAACUUAAUAUUUUGACGGAUUAAUUCGAUUAUAGUAUAUUAUAUUAAUUUAUGUAAUACGAUUCAUAAAACAUCUAGUGACCAGACAUAAACCAAGCCCAAUUUACCCCCGAAUCUAAUCUAGAUGUAAUUCAGUCCUAACUUAUACCUACCAUUCAACAUAAUCCAGUCCAUCAUUCGACUUAAUCGAAAUGUAAUUUAGAUAACGAAUCGAUUUGAUCAUCCCCUUGAUCUAGUUCAAAUUGAACCUCUAGAACUAUUAGGUGCCUGUGUAAAUAUCUAUUUAAUCUUAUUUACACAAUGGCCAUAUAUGUAUACAUUUUAAAUUGUGUAAUACAAUGUUAUUUUUAUCAGGAAUACUACCGUAAAUUUUAUUCCAUUUGUAAAAAUUGUUACUAUCUUUUAAUAUUAAAACGCUCGUAUGAAUCACUUAUUUGACACACCAGAAAAAUAAUAGACAAGUGUUUACUUAAAUAAUUUGUUAACGAAAGGACUAGAUUACAUCCACUUAAAAUAGAAACUAUUUAAAGUUCUAAAGUAAUUCAAUACUUUCAUCGCAACACGUGUAUUCGCUAUCAGAAUCGACCGUUCCAUUCGUAAAGUAUCACAAUUCGUUACAAAAGUCACAAUUGACUUUUACAAUGCUUUUAUCACUAAAAUCACGUUCAAUUUUUACAAAAUUUUCUUUGUAAACACUUCACCACACCUGUAAAUAUUCACAACGAUAUCUCAUCUCUUUCUCCAUCGAUUUUAUAAAACUAACACAAAAGUCAACUGUACACAAAAAAAAAAACUCCAUCUCAAAAAAUAUCGCUCAAAUAAAUCAAGGAAUGAGUCUGGCCAUCCCGAGAACGUUCUCACGUUAGAAUUGUAACGAACAGUCGACAAUUAUCCAUGCACGUUUAUCAUAAACCAUAACACGAUUAAUCUGUCGAACUUAUCGUAAGGAGUAAAUAGUUAACAAGUGUUAUCCGUGUAAGCGCAUCGCGUUGUCAAUAUUCCAAGAGAGGAAUCUCUGUAAUACUACACACCCAUCCGAACGAUCAUUAACUUGCCAAGGUCCGUGAUCCACGUCGGAGACGUUCACGUUCUCCCCGAACAAAAUAUUAUAACUAAAAAUUAUAUGCAAUUCCCUUAUACGAAAGUAUAUGCGAUACCUUCUUAUACAAGGUGAUUUUUUCGUUAGUUGAAAAAAAUUCCAAGGCAGUGGCGCCAAUCACAUUGUUGAUCGUACACUGUCGCCUUUCCAUAUUAUCUGCAUACUACAUAUAUAAGUCGUUUGUACCCUAAUCUAGGAUCUAUGGAUCCUAGAAGGUCGAUAUUGGGUUCCAAUCACGUACACUCAGUGUUAGGACACAGUUUCUUCUCUUUUUCUCAAAUUUUUUUAAUCAACACCACUUACUCUUCUGGGACUGCUUUCACAUUACUUCAGGAUAAUGGCUCUCAACUUCUUAUCUUUAAUGAGCCAAAGGCUUAAGUCGUUACAUGCAUAUAAAAUACAUACAAAAUCCGAUAUCGCUGACAUAUAUAAACGCAUAUAUUAUAUAAAAAAAAGACAUUUUAUUUAUAAUAUCAAUUAUAAAAUUGUAAUCAUCUUCGAACUGCUUAACGCUUUCAAUGCUGCAGAUCUCAUCGGUGACACGCAGUGACACUAAUUGAAAUAUUUAAAUUAAAGGAACAAUUCAAAUUAGGUAUGUUAAGUAUUAACAGUAUCCUAUUACGGAUGGCAAUCUAUGCACGUUAUGACUUGACUAACUAAAAAAUCACCCUGCAUCUUAUACGUAUAAUAAGAAGGUACCUUUUGCUUGUAUCAAGGGAGAUAUGUAUGAUGAUCUCGUUUCGGCAGCCAGACGAUUCUUUUUCGCAGCCGUCUCGACUGAUUUCGCGUGGACGUAACUUUGAUUUCACGACGAAGCGAAUGGUCGUCGCGAUAUUUUCUAGCGAUCGCUUUUUUCUACGAUUUUUCUAGCACGAAAGUGACGAAGGGAAAGCGUGUUCGAAACGACGACGAGGCGAAUUUUCGACGACCAGAGCCAGGGAAAUCGAUCGAGCGUCGUGUGAAAUCGAUCUUCAAACGAGAGAUUAAAGGGAUAAUUAUUAAAAGGGUGGAGAGUAUGAAACACGCUGGCACGCGUCUUUCUGCCCCGUUUUAAUGAAUCCGCAAGGACAUUGAUCUACGUAACGAUUAACCCUAAUAGUUGCGAUUCUGUACAUAAAAAGGAAAGUCGUGUAUAUAUAUAUAAUUAUAUGACACAUAAACAUAUGCGUAUAUCUAUGCGUUAUCUAGGGUGUAAGGUUGGAUAGGUCGUAACCGAAUUUAAUGGAGGAGCCACGGCGUGAAAAAAAAAAACGAAGGUAUCACGUGAAAUGUGGUUCCUUCGUGUUUUCUUCGAUGCCGUCGUGCGUCGACAUAGAGAAUCGAGGCCUGUCGACCACGUUAAUCGCCGAUCGAUCGAUCCGAGAUCGCCUAACGAUACCUUCUAGUACACAAGAACUACAUUCACCCUUGAAUGAUUGAUUGAUUGAUUGAUUGAUUCGGAGAGAAUACGAACACACUUGCUUACUGUCUAGUCACUAGAUCGUUAGUCGGAAGUCCGUGGUCGUGUUCGCGUCGCGAUUCGAAAACACGAGCACUUGUGUUACAAUGUUUUAAUUAACAAUUCUUUUAUGUUAUAUUUGUGAUUCUUCGAGUUAAGAAUUUAAAAUUUAUGUAAAAUUCUAUUUUUAUUUUACUUCAUUUUGGAUUCCUUUUAUAGCCUCUUUGAGAAAAAUUUGUACGGAUCGGCAGAGGAAAGACUUUUAUUUAAUAUUCUGUUACAUAUUAAUUGUAAUAUCGCAAUUUAAAUUAAAAGUAUACGAUCAUGUUAAAGCUUAAUUAAAACUGUGUAUUGUCAGGACUUUUUGUUGUAUCUUUUACAUCGCAGAAUUUUUUAUUAUUUUAUUUUUCUUAAUUUAUUUUUCAAGUACAUCAUGCAGGAUGUGUGUAAACUGUAGAUGAAGUUGGGAAAUGGUUGACUGUAAACCAAGAAUAACGAUUAAUUUAACAAUCUUUUUAUAAGUGAGCUAUUUUAUGGAUUCAUUGAAUUAUUUUAUAAAAAUUCUAUCGUUACAAUCGGAGAAAAUUCAUGGGAUAUUCAAAAUUGAAUUUUUUAAGUAUUAUUCAAAUACAAUGAUAUUAAACAUCUUACUACAUUUAUUUAUUUGUUUUCACUUGUUAUUAACUUUUAAGGAAACAAAUCUACAUCCAAAAUGUUGUUUUAAUUUCCUUACAUUAAAAAAAUCUUUGCAUUAAAUAAUCUUUAAAUUAAAAUAAGUGCCAUGUGUUCUUAUCGAGUCAGGACACGUAUCGCGUUAUGCCUAAAUUAAGAGUAUUCGAGUUAGAAUUAACGUUAAGUUUCGUGUUAAGCGUAUUUUUGGUCGACAUUCCCUUAAUUAUAAGGCGUUUAUAAUUGCACGAUAAAGAGUUUUAUGUAGGUCAGCGUGUUAUUUCAUUCGCCGAUUUCGCUUGCGUGUAAUUUUCCUUAUUAUAUUUCCCCGUCGAUUCCAUCCAGAAUAAUCUCGUGACGAUCGUCGUUCCUUUCCCAGUGAAGGGUCGAACAUUUAAAAACUGAAUCCUACUAUAAAAGAAAAAGAAACAGGAAAAGUAAAAAAAAAAUUAAAAAAGAUAGGAACAAAAUCGAUCGUUGCAGAUUUUCAUCGAUCGAAUUUAACGAUGUUUUUUUAGAUUCGAUAUUGAAAUGAGAAAAUCCAUGUAACUAGUUGAACAAUCGACAGCUCGAUUCACCCUUUUUUUUACCAUUUACAAUUCUAUAGUCGAAAGUCUUUAAAAUAAGAAACAUACUUGUCAAUAUAUUUAGGAUAUUCAAUUUAUACAGCUGUUAGUUCGAAAGUAAUCGAAUUCGUAAUGUAUGGAGAAAAUAUGGAAUGACGCGUGAUAAUUUGUCUUCGUUAUCUUUUCAUUCAUCAGUUGCCAUUUUUUUCUAUUGAAAUCUAUCUUACAUUGAAUAUCUUUAAAUUUUGUAUUCCCAAUAGAGAAUGUACAAUUUUACAUUAUUUUCCAAUUUCAUUAUACGUAGUUUAUUCUAUAAUUCAGUAUAAAAAAUCAUUGUGAUAAAGUUCAGUACACAUACCUAAGUGGAAAAAAUAUUCAUCGUCAUUCUAAAAUUUAUAAUAAUCGUACAGUCCUUGUUUUUAUUCUAGUAUUUCAUCAUCCAAUUUCCUGUGAUUUCUCGAUAAUUAUUAUUUCUAUCUAAUUUUACAAAGACAAAUAUAGUAUACAAUGACAAGAAGCGAGAAUAAAUCCAUACAACUGAAUAACUGCCAAAGUUGCAACAAAGUCAAUAAAACAAGAAUUGUUUAUAGAUGAUCCAGCUGUCGAUCGAUCAGCCUGAGUAGAUUACGUACAACGAUUUCGUACUAAUGUUACAUAACUUUUUGCAAAUCUCGUAACAUAGAUUACCGAAACCUUUAUACCAUUUUUCUUUCUUUCGUAUUCGUCUCAUCGUUUGUACAUCGAUUUUUAUUAUCCAAAAUACGUGGAAAAUCUUGGUUUCGGCGCUUUCCGUUUUCAUCAAACCGAAUAUGUUGGGACUAUUGUACAUAAAUAGGCUCAAACAUGUAACAGCGACAAGACAACAAUUACAAUUAUUGUAGAAACGAUGAUGUCUUACGAAAUAAACUACAGAUUAAUGGACGUUUC
Bombus pyrosoma is the source of this 16699-nucleotide messenger RNA. RefSeq lists its product as uncharacterized. Gene Ontology annotation, molecular function: guanyl-nucleotide exchange factor activity. Gene Ontology annotation, cellular component: plasma membrane. The record is from RefSeq and is a predicted model, not a curated record. The transcript has 15 exons. Bases 2744 to 7444 code for a protein of 1566 amino acids. Lineage: Eukaryota; Metazoa; Arthropoda; Insecta; Hymenoptera; Apidae. Gene Ontology annotation, biological process: positive regulation of GTPase activity; Ras protein signal transduction.